Molecule: messenger RNA, 642 nt
Organism: Cryptomeria japonica (Japanese cedar)
Lineage: Eukaryota; Viridiplantae; Streptophyta; Pinopsida; Cupressales; Cupressaceae
Product: histone H3.2
Exons: 1
Coding region: 71-481 (136 amino acids)
Cellular component (GO): nucleosome
Molecular function (GO): protein heterodimerization activity; structural constituent of chromatin; DNA binding
Source: RefSeq, a predicted model, not a curated record
GAAGAGGGAAAGCACCGAUAUCAGAGUUUUCAGUAAAUAGAAAACAAGGCGAAACAAAUAGCAGAGAAGAAUGGCCCGUACAAAGCAGACAGCAAGGAAGUCGACUGGGGGAAAGGCUCCCCGCAAGCAGUUGGCAACGAAAGCAGCGAGGAAGUCUGCGCCUGCAACAGGAGGAGUGAAGAAGCCACACAGGUUCAGGCCUGGUACUGUUGCUCUCAGGGAGAUCCGAAAGUACCAGAAGAGCACUGAGCUCCUCAUAAGGAAGUUGCCCUUCCAAAGGCUUGUGCGGGAGAUUGCACAGGACUUUAAGACCGAUCUGCGCUUCCAGAGCUCCGCCGUUGCGGCGCUGCAAGAAGCAUCUGAGGCAUACCUGGUGGGGCUCUUUGAGGACACCAACCUCUGCGCCAUUCAUGCCAAGAGGGUCACCAUCAUGCCCAAAGAUAUUCAGCUUGCUCGCCGCAUCCGAGGUGAAAGAGCUUGAUUUUUCUGCUCCCUUUCUUAUUUCCAUCCCCAUCUUAACGGUGUGUUUUCACACCACCUUUUGGCCCUUUGUCUCUCUCUUCAGGCUACUUAUUUCAAAGCUAGCAGGCUAUUUAUUAUCCAUGUGUUAUAUUGAUAACGGUACCCAAGUUCAGAAAUUCU